UAUGUCUUGCGCCUCUCACCGGGGUCAACGUCCUACUGUCUAACAGACAACCGAAAACCACAGGACGACAGAACCAUUCUUUUAGCCCGAUCUUCAUUUACGCGCAUCCAGAAAGCAGAGAGAGCGCAGUACCUGUACUGGACAGCCGCCGCUAUCCGGACUGAGCGCUGAAAUCUGGCGGCGGGGGAAGCGGGAUGAACCUGCUGCGCACCGUCGCCCGGUUCGGCAUGGCGGGCUGGCAGCUGGUGUGCGUGCUGGUGCUGGCGCUGAUGCUCUGGCGGACCGGUGAGUCGUGUCCUUACGGCUGUACUUGCGCCAAUUCCCGUCUCUACUGCACUGACUCAGAGCACGACAUCGCUGUUUUACCUAUACUGAGCGAACCUGAGAUGGAGAACAUCACCGACAUAUUCAUUGCUAACCAGAGCAGCUUCACCGCCAUCAAUGAUAAAGACCUGAUCUUCUACCGCAACCUCAGAAAUCUGACAGUAACCAACACGAGGCUCACAUAUGUGUCACGAAAGGCAUUUGAAUACAAUAGCAAAUUACAGUACCUGAACCUCAAGGACAACAAUCUGUCAUCAGUGUCCUGGAAGGUUAUUCACCGUCUAAACAUUUCCUACCUGGGGCUGUCAGGUAACCCUCUGCAAUGCGUCUGUAAGAACAUGUGGAUGAAGCAGUGGAGAGUAGAUGAUUCCGAGGCUGCCGAGCUUGUGUGUGUAGAAGAUGAAGGAAAGAGGAAGCCUCUCUCCAAACUCGUUCUGCCCAACUGUGUGGUUCCAACGGUCAGCCUCAGGCCACAAAAAAUCACUCUCCUGGCGGGUUCGAACGUCACGUUAAGCUGUAAUGCCUCAGGAACACCCACACCCAAUCUCUACUGGGAUAUCUGUGCACUCAAUUCCAGCCACAAGAUUGUAGGUACAGGACAGUUGGGCCCUGUUGAACUCAGACUUGCUGAUCUGUCCUCCCUGGACAACGAGUGUAAAAUCAGCUGCAAUGCUGAAAACAUAGCAGGCGGUGGCGAGGCCUCAGUGCAGCUCGACAUACUCUUCCCUCCGACAAUCAGCAAGCUCCUGGAUGCCAUCGCUGACCACCACUGGUGCAUCCCGUUUAGUGUAUCUGGAAACCCCCGCCCAAAGCUCAGCUGGUUGCUGCGGGGUGAGCCGCUGAUGGAGGGCAGCUUCAUCAGCACCAAGGUCCACGACUAUUCCGAUCAUGCAUAUCAUGGCUGCCUGCAGCUUGAUAAUCCCACACACAUCAACAAUGGCUUGUACACGCUGCUGGCGAGCAACUCUUUCGGAAGGGACAAGAAGUCUAUAUUUGCCCACUUCAUGCACACCCCAUGGAAUGAUACAACAACUACAGAUACGCUGUACUACGACCCGACAACAGAUGACACACCCCUUGGACCUCCUGAGGAUCGAGUUGCUGUAUACGUGGUCGUGGGAAUUGCCAUCGUCACUUUCACUGGCUUUGUUCUCAUGGUGGUUGUCCUCAAGUUUGGCCGCAACUCAAAGUUCGGAAUUAAAGGACCUUCAUCAGUGAUCAGCAAUGACGAUGACUCCGCCAGUCCUCUUCAUCACGUGUCUAAUGGCUCCAACACGCCUUCGUCGUCGGAGAUGAAUUCUGAUGCUGUCAUCAUUGGCAUGACCAAGAUCCCUGUCAUUGAGAACCCGCAGUACUUCCGCAGUACAAGCAGUCUGCUCAAAUCUGAUACCUUCGUCCAGCACAUUAAGAGGCACAACAUUGUGCUGAAGAGGGAACUCGGUGAGGGCGCGUUUGGAAAAGUGUUCCUGGCUGAAUGUUACAAUCUUACACAAGAACAGGAGAAGAUCCUUGUAGCCGUGAAGACCCUAAAGGAGGCUAGUGAGAACGCACGUAAAGAUUUCCAUCGUGAAGCCGAGUUGUUGACCAACCUGCAGCAUGAACACAUCGUCACUUUUUACGGAGUGUGUGUGGAAAUCGACCCCCUCAUCAUGGUGUUUGAGUACAUGAAGCAUGGAGACCUUAACAAGUUUCUCAGGGCUCAUGGUCCGGACGCGGUGCUGAUGUCUGAUGGGCAGGUGCAGCAGCAGGCCGAGCUGACUCAGUCCCAGAUGCUGCACAUUGCUCAGCAGAUUGCAGCAGGUAUGGUGUAUCUGGCCUCGCAGCAUUUUGUGCACAGAGACUUGGCAACAAGGAACUGCCUGGUGGGAGAGAACCUGCUGGUGAAGAUCGGAGACUUCGGCAUGUCCCGCGAUGUCUACAGCACUGAUUACUAUAGGGUGGGAGGUCACACCAUGCUGCCAAUCCGCUGGAUGCCCCCAGAAAGCAUCAUGUACAGGAAGUUUACCACCGAGAGUGAUGUCUGGAGUCUGGGAGUGGUGCUCUGGGAAAUAUUUACCUAUGGGAAGCAGCCCUGGUACCAGCUUUCCAACAAUGAGGUGAUCGAAUGUAUUACUCAAGGUAGAGUGCUGCAGCGGCCGCGUACCUGUCUGAAGGAAGUGUACGACCUGAUGCUGGGCUGUUGGCAGCGUGAGCCACACACUCGCCUCAACAUCAGAGAGAUCCACACCCUGCUUCUCAACCUGGCAAAAGCCUCACCAGUAUAUCUAGACAUCCUGGGCUGAGACAAGGGUGUUAGAAACUGACUCUGUAGCCCAAUUCCUUAUCAUUUGCUCUUCUUCGCCUGUUUCCUAAUCCUGAUCCCUGCAUUCUGCUCCUCCUAAUCAACAUGUGUAGUGUGGAGCCUCAACUAUCAGUAAUAUAGUAGGAUGAACAUGUGACACCAAAGACCUAUGGGACCAAUCCUCCACUGGUCGAACACUGACUGUGCAACCACUCAAAUUUACUGUAAAUAUCAUCAGGUCUUGACCUUACAAGAAGUGCAUACUUAUCUCCAAGACUUCCAAAAGCACCCCUGGUAUUCUCCAUCCUCUGCAACUGCAAAACAGAAACAAAAAAAUAAAAAAAAUAAAAAAACUAAGAUGUACCGAGACUGUGACUAGGAAAGUUUUCCACCCACUCCUGACUUUUAUUUUCUUUUGAUGUUGAAAUGUAAUUACAAUGAUUACAAAGGAAAGACAAUGAUGGUAGUACAGUGAUAUAAGGCAACUGAUAG
Trichomycterus rosablanca is the source of this 3097-nucleotide messenger RNA. RefSeq names its product neurotrophic tyrosine kinase, receptor, type 2a (gene ntrk2a). Bases 195 to 2606 code for a protein of 803 amino acids. Gene Ontology annotation, molecular function: brain-derived neurotrophic factor binding; brain-derived neurotrophic factor receptor activity; ATP binding. NCBI's taxonomy places the organism in Eukaryota, Metazoa, Chordata, Actinopteri, Siluriformes, Trichomycteridae. Gene Ontology annotation, biological process: multicellular organism development; positive regulation of kinase activity; protein phosphorylation. Gene Ontology annotation, cellular component: signaling receptor complex; axon; plasma membrane. The transcript is spliced from 18 exons. The record is from RefSeq and is a predicted model, not a curated record.